AUGACCAUCUUCUGCAGCCACUGCCACCGGCCCCUGCAGGCAGAGAUGAGCUGCCUGCCCACCAGGGCCAAGCAGGCGCCCAGUGCCUCGAGGCCCUUCAGGUCAACCAAGAGUGCUUCCAAGGCUCGCCGCGACCAGAUCAAUGUGGAGCUGCAGGCGCUGCGCUCCCUGCUGCCCAUCUCUGCACAGGAGAAGGAGCGGCUCUCUUACCUCCACACCAUGGCCCUGGUGUGCCUCCGGCUGCGGGGGGCUCAGCUGUUCCCUCCAGGUUUGCUUCCUCCUGCGGGACCAGCCCUUGGCACAGAACUACUGUCCCUGCUCCCAGGGUUUCUGCUUGUGCUCUCAGCAGACAGCAAGCUGGUCUACAUCUCAGACAACGUGGCUCAGGUCCUGGGUCUCUCCAUGGUGGAGCUGCUCGCCCAGGGGGACACAGUCUUUGACAUCCUGGAUGGGAGAGUGGGAGAGGAUGUGCACAAGAAGCUCCUCCUUGCCCGGGAGGAGCCUGGCAGGGAAGUGACUUUUGUCAGCGAGAUGCGCACGUCCAAGGCCUUCCGGCUGCAGCACGGGGGGAAUCGGGUCGUGGCAGUGUGUGGGCGCUUUGUGGCCCUGCACUGGCCACCCUCCCCCUCCACCACAGCCUUCCUGGCCCUCUGCACACCCCUUGUGCAGUCGCCCACAGAUGGCGAAGCUGCUUCCCAGGAUGACGUAUUCCAGAGCAUGCAUCUCCUGGACAUGACUUUUAUUGAUGUCACGGAGAGUGUCACCUACCACCUAGGCUACCACAGGGAGGAGCUGGUCGGUCAGUCGUGGUACAGCCUCCUGCACCCUGAGGAUGCUGACCUGGCAGCUACCCAGCACAGAGCCGUGGCGCUGAGCGUCGGGGCUGGGCCCGCAGCGGGGACCGCCGUGCUGCGAGUGCUGCACAAGGACCGCGCCUGGACCUGGCUGCGAGUGUGGGCGCGCCGGGACGGCGGCUGCAUCACCUGCACCUGCCGCUGCCUCAGGGAGGAGGAGGCGGCCCACCUGCGCUCUCGGCAGCCCCGCGCCGCCGCCCCGCCCGGGGGCCGGGACCUGGGCAGGCUGGCCGAGCAGCUCCGCGCCCUGGCCGACAGCCUCUCGCCGCCCGCCGUGCCCCGCCGCUGGCCCCGCUCCGAGGAAGCCGAGGACGAUGCCUCUGCCUGCCUUGGGAACUCUCUGCUGCAGCCUCCCCAGUUCCUCCGGUUUCCUUUUGAGCAGAAAGCAGGAUGCAGCAUUCCAGGUGUGCUGUCACAGGUGACGAGUCUACAGAGAUGCUGACAUC
Molecule: messenger RNA, 1300 nt
Organism: Cinclus cinclus
Lineage: Eukaryota; Metazoa; Chordata; Aves; Passeriformes; Cinclidae
Gene: NPAS4
Product: neuronal PAS domain protein 4
Exons: 8
Coding region: 1-1296 (431 amino acids)
Biological process (GO): regulation of transcription by RNA polymerase II
Molecular function (GO): DNA-binding transcription factor activity, RNA polymerase II-specific; protein dimerization activity; RNA polymerase II transcription regulatory region sequence-specific DNA binding
Source: RefSeq, a predicted model, not a curated record